AGUCACACAACAUUUAGUUUUUCUUUUUUUCCUCUCACUUUUCUCUUUUUCUUUUUAAGAAAUAUUCCAUCCAAAUUUAGCAAGCUUGGUCUCCCCUUUAUAGAUUGGAACCCCAAAAAGGAGUUUCUAAAUCCAAUUUGGGGACUUAAAGAUAGAGGAGAGAUUGAGCCACUUCUCUCUUCUGUUCUAUGCGAUACCUCAAAUUCGGUUAUUCAAUAUAGAAGAUGGGCCGUGGAAAAAUCGAGAUAAAGAGGAUCGAGAAUGCGAAUAGCAGACAAGUAACCUUCUCCAAGAGGCGUGCUGGGUUGCUGAAGAAGGCUCAUGAGCUCUCUGUUCUUUGUGACGCUGAGGUUGCCGUCAUCGUCUUCUCCAAGUCUGGCAAGCUCUUCGAGUUCGCCAGUACUGGCAUGAAGAAAACGCUUUUGAGAUACGGCAAUUACCAGAGUUCUUCAGAUGCUCCUUUGGUUAAUUGUAAAGCAGAGAACCAGGAGGACUGCGCAGAGGUGGACCUUUUAAAAAAUGAAAUUUCAAGGCUUCAAGAGAAACAUUUACAACUUCAGGGUAAGGGCUUGAAUAUUUUGAGCUUGAAAGAGCUGCAACACCUUGAGCAGCAACUAAAUGCUGCACUGAUAUCUGUGAGAGAGCGAAAGGAACUAUUGUUGACUAAACAGCUUGAAGAAUCACGGCUUAAGGUUCAAGAACUCAGAAGUUUACUUCCGUCGAUCAACCAACACUAUGUUCCAUCCUACAUCAAAUGCUUUGCUAUAGAUCCCAAGAACUCACACGUAAACAACACUUCCUUGGACGACAUUACGUGCAGCCUCGAGAAGACCAAUUCAGACACAACUUUGCAACUAGGGUUGCCGGGAGAGGCACAUGAUAGAAGGAAGAAUGAAGCAGACAGAGAGAGCCCGUCAAGUGAUUCAGUAACAACGAACACGACCAGAGCAAGUGCACAAAGGAUCAGUCUAGUUUAGCAAAAAAAUCAUUUGAAAACAAAAAAAGGCAGAGGUUCUCUGUUUAGCCAUAGAGAAAAAUGGGAGUGAGGUACAUAAUGUUGCGUCAUUAGCAAGUAUUCGACUAUAAUUAAGCAAUUUAAGAGGGAUACUAGAAGAAAAGAACAAGAGAAGAUUAACUUAUUAUAUCUCAUCUGCAUUUUCCUCUAACCUCACUCUCUGUACUUUUUCAUUUGAUUAUCUUUCGUCUUGUCUCUCCAAUCACAAAGAUAUAACCUAGUUGAUAGUUUAUCAACCAUAAUCUUCACAAUUAACUUUGUGCCUUAAUGAAUAAAGC
Molecule: messenger RNA, 1293 nt
Organism: Thlaspi arvense
Lineage: Eukaryota; Viridiplantae; Streptophyta; Magnoliopsida; Brassicales; Brassicaceae
Source: the annotation of a GenBank genome assembly